Fonsecaea erecta is the source of this 1221-nucleotide messenger RNA. RefSeq lists its product as hypothetical. Gene Ontology annotation, biological process: dehydro-D-arabinono-1,4-lactone biosynthetic process. NCBI's taxonomy places the organism in Eukaryota, Fungi, Ascomycota, Eurotiomycetes, Chaetothyriales, Herpotrichiellaceae. The transcript has a single exon. Gene Ontology annotation, cellular component: cytosol. The record is from RefSeq and is a predicted model, not a curated record. Gene Ontology annotation, molecular function: D-arabinose 1-dehydrogenase [NAD(P)+] activity. The coding region runs from base 1 to 1221 and encodes 406 amino acids.
AUGGAUGCCUCCCAACCCUCACCGGAUUAUGUACUGGAAAGGCUCUCGCCGCUGGUUAUGGGAGGAGCUGGAUUCAGUUACCAACUUCAUCCUAAGCCUGAGUCCCUACCGGUCCGCCGCACUAUCAAAAGAGCGUUUGAUCUUGGUCUGAGAGCAAUCGAUACCUCGCCGUACUAUGAACCCUCCGAACAGUUGAUCGGUGCAGCCUUGCGCCAUCCUGAGAUCACAUCCUCAUACCAGAGAAGCGACUACGUUCUCAUGACUAAAGUUGGACGAAUACGUGAGAACUAUUUUGAUUAUUCGCCUGAUUGGAUUCGAAAAUCUGUGGCACGAUCGCUGCAACGUUUUGGCACAAGCUACCUCGACGUGGUGUUCUGCCAUGAUAUUGAGUUUGUCAGCGUCGAGGAGGCUCUCCAGGCCGUGAAAAUACUUUAUCAACUAGCGAAUUCGGGAAUCAUUCGCUGCGUUGGGAUAUCUGGAGCCAGUAUCAAUGUCCUUGAAAAAGUUGCGUCGCAGGCUCGUACAAAUUAUGGCCGUGCCGUGGAUGUUGUUCAGGUCUGGGGCCAACUCACACUUCAAAACACUCGGCUUGAGCAAGGAGGCCUAGAUGCAUUUCGAAUAGCAGGAGUCAAAGCUGUUUGCAACUCCAGUCCGCUAGGGAUUGGACUGCUCAGAAGCGGCGGGGUGCCUGUCGGCGCGUUGGGGAAUUGGCAUCCCGCGCCUCCGGGGCUGCGAGCUGCGUGCCAGGAGGCGGCAGACUGGGUUAAGGGUGAGGGCGAUACCUUGGCGUCUGUCGCCUUACGAUUCUCAAUGUCCAGAGCCCAAAGGGCGUGCCGACCUGGCUUCCGUGUCACUACAAUCACCGGAGUUGUUUCUGAGUCCGACCUGGAAGAAAACGUACGGACGGCGAAACAGAUCCUGCAAAAGCCUAUCGCCACGUCCUCGAGUUCAGGAAAGGAUUCUUCCGGCGACUUGCUCUUUCAUUAUGGUGGUCUUGACCAGGAGGCAGUUGGACACGAUAGACCACUUUAUGAUGGAGUCCAAAAAAUCCUGGGCGUCUGGCUUGACUACGACUUCUUUGGGGCACAGAAGCCCAGAGUCCAGAUCCAAGCCCAAGCCCAGAAAGAUGAAAAGGUGAUUUCAUCGACGAUAGAGCUCCCGAGUAGUGUAGCAUCUGCCAACUGUUGGCCUAGCCCGAAGAUGGUCUCGGUCCAGCGAUAG